AUGGCGCGCGACGAGGACGUGGAACGAAAUUCCCUGAAGGGAGACGAGCGGACGCCACUCUUGCGGGAAAUCCCACCCGUAGCCAUUGAGGAGGAAGAGGACGAUCACCAGUCGGGCCCCGCGUCGCGAAACAGCAGAGCUCGGGAUAAUGAGCACGACGAGUCUUCGCUGCUCGAGCCGCCGCCGCGACGGCCCCGUACCAAAGGCUGGUGGGCGUGGCGAAUUUUCUGGUUCGUCGCGGCGGCUCUGGUGCUUGCACUGUUCAUCAAGGGGUGGAUAGAUGCUGAUGAUACCAACUUCGACCUCUCAAAGGCACUCAAGCGGGCUCUUGGCGGAGGAUUGAGCGGUGCUGCCGCCAUGGUGCUCCAAGUACUGCUGCUCAUGCCUUUGCGUACCAUUAUGAACUACCAAUAUCGUCAUGGACAUUCGUUCCCCGUGGCAACCAAAACGCUAUACCAUGAGGGAGGGUUCCGACGAUACUAUGCCGGUCUUCUACCAGCACUUGUUCAAGGGCCUGUAUCACGUUUCGGCGAUACCGCCGCCAACGCGGGCAUCCUUGCUCUACUGCAGUCCAACUCUUAUCUGGCUCGUAUGCCUACGCUGGUCCAGACCAUUUUCGCAUCUCUGUGUGCCGCUGCAUUUCGCAUGAUUCUGACUCCUAUCGAUACCUUGAAGACAACAUUGCAAGCACAAGGUUCUCGGGGUACGGCUCUCUUGCGUCAACGUGUCAAGACGGAUGGCAUUGGAAGUUUGUGGUGGGGUGCCUUCGCCACGGCUGCAGCCACAUUUGUAGGGCAUUAUCCUUGGUUCGCGACGUACAAUUUCCUCACCGACUUCAUCACGCAACCGCCAAAGGAUCAAUUGGCAUUAUACCUGCUGCGUUUGGCAUUCAUCGGCUUCUGUGCCUCGGUAGUUUCCGAUACCAUUUCAAACUCACUAAGGGUUGUCAAGACGUACCGACAGGUCAACGACACAGAGGUCUCGUAUUCCGAAGCUGCCAAAUUGGUCAUUCAGCAAGACGGUAUCUCCGGCCUUUUCGGGCGCGGCCUACCCACCCGUAUCCUUGCCAAUGGCUUGCAAGGGAUACUGUUUUCGAUUCUUUGGAAGUUGUUCCUGGAUCUCUGGGAAAAACACACUAGCUCUUGA
This is a messenger RNA of Pestalotiopsis fici W106-1, 1146 nucleotides long. RefSeq lists its product as uncharacterized. NCBI's taxonomy places the organism in Eukaryota, Fungi, Ascomycota, Sordariomycetes, Amphisphaeriales, Sporocadaceae. The coding region runs from base 1 to 1146 and encodes 381 amino acids. The record is from RefSeq and is a predicted model, not a curated record. The transcript is spliced from 8 exons.